This is a messenger RNA of Octopus sinensis (East Asian common octopus), 1909 nucleotides long. Its product is annotated as STAM-binding protein. The transcript has 10 exons. Gene Ontology annotation, molecular function: K63-linked deubiquitinase activity; protein binding; metal-dependent deubiquitinase activity. Bases 348 to 1700 code for a protein of 450 amino acids. The record is from RefSeq and is a predicted model, not a curated record. Gene Ontology annotation, cellular component: endosome; membrane. Gene Ontology annotation, biological process: protein K63-linked deubiquitination. Lineage: Eukaryota; Metazoa; Mollusca; Cephalopoda; Octopoda; Octopodidae.
AACUGUAAUAUUUAUGCGUAUUUAUGUUUAUAUUUAUAUUUAAUAUGACGAUGGAAAAAGGAGAAAACACCCAUGAAAUAAAUUUACAUCUCGAUUGAUUAUUUUAUUUUAUGUCAUUUCCUAAAUAAAACUUUCCAUGUUCAGAACCAAGUUUUUGAAUUCAACCAACGAUUCUUUCUCCAUGAUUCGUCCGGGAACCUUCUAAUUACUCGGCGACCAACAGACUAAGGAACGAGUCGACCGUUCUUGGAAUUAGUCUAUUAGAAUUGGAAUAUUGUUUUGAAAGAAAAAAAUAUAUUGUGGGGAACAAGUUGUCAACAUUAAACCGAAGCGAUCUCACAUAUUACAUGAUGUUUGAAAACAUCCAUGAUCCGCAUGCUCGUACACGAGCUCUUUGUGAGUUUGGAUCUCAAGUUACAAUUGAUAAAUCAGUUGCACCAAAGCAGUAUUUCCGAUCUGGUUUGGAAAUGUUACGAAUGGCUGCUGUUUAUCACGAAGAAGGGAAUUUAGAACCAGCCUUUAUACUUUAUUCAAAGUUUAUAACGUUAUUUGUGGAGAAGCUGCCAGCACAUCCUUUAUAUAAAAGUUCAGAAGCUGCUGUUGUUGCUGAUAAUAAAAAGAAAUUAAAACUAGUAUUUCCAAUUGCUGAGAAAUUGAAGAAAAACCUAACAGAACAAUAUGUUGUUGAAGAAAACAAACGGGUAAUAGCUGAGAAAAAAUGCCAAGCAGAACUUGCAGAAGAAAAAAGACGACUGGAGGAGAUCAAAGAGAAGCAGCGUAUUGAAGAACAAGCACAAGCUGAUAAACUGAAACAAGAAGCUGAAGAACGUUGGUUACGAGCUCAAGAAGAACGGUAUAGAAAUGAUGAAAUACAGCUUCUUAAAAACGUUCACAAAGACUCAGAAAAUUUAUCUUUAGGUCCACUUGUAGAUUUAGGACCUGAAUCUUGUUUAGCUGGACCAGAGGAGCUUGCCCCAUUCUGUAAUUCAACAGAAACCAGUAGACCAUCUACUGUUAAACCAUCAGUGCCACCUCGGGAUUUGAAGAAGAAUCUUGAUGCAAACUCUAGCAACGCUUCCAGUCCUACUACUCCACCUUCUGUAGACCGAAGCACAAAACCCAGCGUCAAUCAUUUAACAAGCAUAGGAUCCACUGACAGUAGUAUUUAUGGCCUCCGAACUAUGAUGGUACCUUCUCAGUUGUCAGAGAAGUUUUUGGAAAUUGCUAGGGCAAACACUGCAGCUAAUAUAGAAACUUGUGGCAUUUUAGCUGGGAAAUUGCGUCAAAACAACUUCCAUAUCACGCAUGUAUUGGUUCCUAAACAAACUGGGACAUCAGACACAUGUACCACACUAAAAGAAGAAGAAUUAUUUGAUUACAUAGACUCUCAUGACCUCAUUACUUUUGGAUGGAUCCAUACUCACCCUAGUCAAACAGCCUUCUUAUCUAGUGUAGAUCUACAUACACAUUGUUCUUACCAAAUAAUGAUGCCAGAAGCUAUUGCCAUUGUCUGUUCACCAAAAUACAAUGAAACUGGUAUUUUCAUGUUAACUCCUGAACGAGGUUUACCACUUAUAUCAUCUUGUAAGGAAGCUGGCUUCCAUGUACAUCCUAAAGAACCACCUCUCUUCCAAACCUGUGAUCAUGUUCAACUGGUAGAUGACCCCAAUGUCAUAGUGGCAGAUUUACGAAAUAUAUGAUGACAAAAAGUACACAAGGGAAAAAUCAAUCAAUCAAUCAAACUACAAAGAAAAGCUUUUGAUCACUUGAUCAGAAUAUGUGAUAUCAGCAGAUAGAGGAUUUUUUUCGUCUGUAAUAUUGAAAAUAACUGUUGCAAAAUAUUUUUACAUUUGCAAUAUGUCAACAUAAAAAUAUUGUAUUAUUCUAAUUAAAUUACAUUUAUCAAUUG